This is a messenger RNA of Sphaeroforma arctica JP610, 941 nucleotides long. RefSeq lists its product as hypothetical. Bases 12 to 941 code for a protein of 309 amino acids. The record is from RefSeq and is a predicted model, not a curated record. NCBI's taxonomy places the organism in Eukaryota, Ichthyosporea, Ichthyophonida. The transcript has a single exon.
CACAAACAAUCAUGGGUAUAUCAGCUAUUAGAAAUUUAGUUUUACUAGCUUCAGUGACCUACACAUGUACAGCUCGGCCACAAUAUAGACGAGACAACAACGGUCACCUUCAGAUACUUGAUAUGGAUUACAGCGGCUACAAAGCAGGUGAUGAGCCCGACGCAUCACUAGACUUUGCUGCGUUGCAGGACGGAUGUUUCGGUGCGAUUCGCAACGGUGAUAAUUGUGUAGAUACAAAGCCCAAUGAUUCUAGAGUACAAGCCAAUCCAGAGAACUCAAACGAUAAUGUUAUGGAAAUACAGAUGCGUGCAGGUACGUAUGGUGCAGAACAGAAACAUGCAGGAAGUCAAUUUUACUCCAGUCAACUGGAGGAAUUGCCUGGUUUAUUAGCUGCAACACUCGAAUACGAAGUAUAUUUCCCCAAGGACUUCGAAUGGACUCUCGGGGGUAAGCUUCCAGGUAUGCACGGUGGUUCAAGAAAGUGCAGUGGAGGUUAUUUCGCUCAAGGUGAUGACUGCUUCAGCACACGACUUAUGUGGCGUGCAGAUGGCGACGCAGAGGCCUACAUGUAUAUCCCAAUGGCUUUACAGACUGAGGAUCUAUGCAGCAAGUGUUCAGGUUAUCCUUCCGGAACCAAGUGCAAAGAUAUCUCGCACUGUUCGCUUAAUAGAGGGGCUUUCUCAUUCAAUGCUGGCAAAUGGAAUAAGAUCAAACAGCAAAUCUGGUUGAAUGAAGCGGGUUCCAGUGAUGGUUGGUUUGGAUUAUAUCAUGACAAUAACAAAGUGAUGGUUGAGGACAUUACAUACCGAUCGAGUGACAAAGUGCCAUUGUCUGGUCUUUACUUCUCCAGCUUCUUCGGUGGAGACGGCGAAAAGUACGCACCCGCACAUGAUCAAACACUCAACUUCAGGGGCAUCAAGCUGACAGCUGGCAUAGUAUAA